AUGGAAAGAGAACGCGGUGUGCCACCUCGGAACAAGGCGGCCAUUCACAUCGAGCCGCCUGUAAUUAACGUCAGCUGCUAUAGGCAGCCUCUGAGUACCUCCACUUACGCGCCUCGGCGCCGCGGCUCACUUCGCGUCGGCGUAUUUACACGCCUGUAAACACGACCCCCUUUUUUUCCUUUCCUUCUCUCUCUCUUUCAUAGACCAGCCGUUUCGCGGUUUUAUAAGAUCGUGACGACAGCUUCGAUCAUGAGAUAAUUUCGAGACGUGGCGCAAAGAAACAAGAAGAAGGGGUUGAAAGAGGUUCGAAGUCCUUUCCCAGGCAACUAUGAGAUCGAUUGUUCAAACGCGUCUAGGGCAAUGGAUUCGUCGACGAUUCUGCAGGUUACUUUGCGACUUUAAAGGUGGAAAGGGAAAACAAGUGUCUUUGAUUCUAGUUCACCUUUGGAGAGAUGUUCCAUCCAUUUAUCAGAGGUUUCAAUGAAUCACUGAUUGUGAGUGAGGAUCGAUAUCAAUUCACAAAGCAAAAUUAUUUCGUACAUUUUUGUAUCUAUACCUCUUCUAUUACUUUUUUCGUUCAUUCGAAAUUUAUGAAAUAUCAAUAGAUCUUCUUUCCUAUAUCUAUAGAAAUCUUUCUGACCAAGACGACGAAAUUUUUAACUAACUCUGAAUAUUCUCAAGUUCCAUGGAACACGCAAUAUAAUCUCAAACUUUUCAUUAAUAGCGAUAGAUAUAUUGUCUCGUAAAAACUGACGCAAAAAAAAAAAAGAGCGGUGUAUCGUCAUGAUUUCGCAAUAAUGAAAUAUAUAAGCGUUCUAUGCUGCUGUUGGAAAUGUAAAAUUAUUAAAUCAGCAUCAUCAUCCCUAAAGCAUUACGAAACCGCUGUUACGUCAGUGACAUUUAUCACAACGUAUAGAUCGUAAAUUAAUACGUAACAAGUGUCUACGACAUAGAUAUGAUGACAUUUAUCAUAACGUAUACAUCGUAUAAAUUAAUAUGUAAAAAUCUAGAGUAAUCGCGUUUCGUCGAAAGUUGCUCAUAGUCCACAGAAUUUUCCCGAGAGCUAUUACCAGCCAGCUUUCACCGACGAUUACGCUCACGUUCGUCUUAAUUUUUCCAGGCCGAACGUGUGCAGAUCAAAAUACAAGAAUUACUGUUGCCCCGGUUGGUCGAAGAAGCCCGAGACCGGCCUCUGCGUAAUUCCUAUAUGUAUUAAACGAUGCGGCCCGUUGGGCAGAUGUAUCAGGCCGAAUAUUUGCUUAUGCGAGGGUGGCACGGUAGCAUCAUCUUGUAGCAACAGUCAAACCAAAGUUACUACGUACGAAACUGGCAAUGCGGUAGAUAGGAGCGAGUCUGGAAGAUGCAGAGCGCAUUGCAUAAAUGGCAACUGUGUGGAUGGCAAGUGUCAGUGUCGUAGUGGAUACCAGGGUGAAUUUUGUAACGAACCAAUUUGUCGAGAGCCAUGCUUGAACCAAGGAAGAUGCAUCGGUGCAGAUCGUUGUGCGUGCAUCUAUGGUUACACUGGCAGACGAUGUGAAACAGAUUAUAGAACUGGACCGUGUUACACGAAGGUGAAAAAUGGACAGUGUUUGGCAAAUCUUCAAGGUGUCGUUUGCACGCGACAGUUGUGCUGUGCUACCGUAGGUAAGGGCUGGGGCCAUCCUUGUGAGAGAUGUCCCGCUAGACUGGACUGCGAGCUGGGUCACUUGAAGACUAAUCAAGGGCAGUGUGUUGAUAUCAACGAGUGCGAAGCGAUACCAGGCUUAUGCGAGGGUGGGAAGUGCGUGAACACACCAGGCUCGUUUACCUGCGAGUGCCCCGACGGUCAAGCCAGAGAUCCUGAGACGAACGCUUGCAAGGAUAGGGACGAAUGCCAGGAGGAAGGAAUCUGCGUAGAUGGACGAUGCAUAAAUACAAACGGUGGCUAUUACUGCCUUUGUAACCCGGGAUUUAUCCAGAGCCAAGACCGAAAAUUUUGUAUUGAUGGAAGACAAGGUCUGUGUUACACGUCGGUGAACAGAAACGGGCAGUGCAAGAAUCGGCUGGCGGUAAGACUGAGCAAAAAGGAUUGUUGCUGCGGCAAGAACAUGGGACGCGGUUGGGGUGACGAGUGCUACAUCUGUCCGAAUCCCGGAAGCGACGAUUACAACAGACUUUGCUUGCUACAACUGCAGCCGAUCACCGUGAUAAACGAGUGCGCGCUAAGGCCGGACAUUUGCGGAAACGGCAAGUGCAUAGACACGAGGGACGGAUACGAGUGCGACUGUUACUCCGGCUUCACGAAGAAGGCCGGCAGGUGCGAGGACAUCGACGAAUGCCUGUUGGGAUACUGCGAAGGCGGAACCUGCCAGAAUUACGAGGGAAGCUACACGUGCCAGUGUCCGCCGGGAUUCGUGGUUGCCGGUGAAGGCAGAUACUGCACGGAUCACGAUGAAUGUCAGGACACCGGAAUGUGCAAUAACGGGCACUGCAUCAACAUGAAUGGAUCCUUCAAGUGCAAGUGCAACGACGGUUACGCUUUGUCUCCUACGCAAAACACUUGCAUCGAUAUCAACGAAUGUGCUGACAAUCCGAGAAUCUGUUUGAACGGUCGAUGCGAAAAUACGCCAGGAUCGUAUCAUUGCAUUUGCCAAUCUGGCUUCACUGCCUCGCGCGACAACACGUUCUGCGUGGACAUGGACGAGUGUUCCACAAGCGGAAUGUGCGAGAAUGGGAAAUGCGUGAACAUGGAGGGGUCGUUCAAAUGCGUCUGCGAUUCUGGCUUCCGGAUUGGCCCAGAUCAGAGCCACUGCAUCGAUAUCGACGAGUGCUUAAGUGGACCAUGCCAAAAUGGCCGCUGCGUCAACACCCCCGGUAGUUUCCGAUGUGAAUGCCAUCCUGGAUUUAAUCUGGGACCGGAUGGAAGAUCUUGCUUAGAUACGAGGAGAGAUCUGUGCUAUUCCCAAUACAGAGACGGACAAUGUUCAAACCCUACGUCGACAGCAGUGACAAAGUCAAGCUGUUGCUGUUGCACAGUAAUACUGGGACAACCCAUGGGCUGGGGUAGCACGUGCCAACCCUGUCCGCUUCCGAAUACCAGCGAAUUCGACGCGUUGUGCCCACAUGGCGCAGGAAUGACUUACAACGGAGAUGACAUCAACGAGUGCGCGCAGAAUCCGAAUAUCUGUAUAAACGGCGGCUGCGAAAAUCUUAUGGGGACCUAUCGUUGCAUCUGCGACAGCGGUUACGAAGUGGACGCCACAGGAAAAAUUUGCAGCGACAUAAAUGAAUGCGAAUUGGAGGAUUCGUUGUGCAGCGGUGGUCAGUGUCGUAACAUACCUGGUAGCUUUCAGUGUAUUUGCCCGAGUGGCACGCGGUUCAACACGGGCAACCACAUGUGCGAGGACAUCGACGAGUGCGAGGAACUUGGGCCAGAUGUCUGCUUGAACGGUAUAUGUGUGAACACUCCGGGCGCCUAUGAGUGCGAAUGCUCUCCUGGUUACAUUCUCGAUCACACUGGACACAUUUGCAUGGACAAUAGGAGAGCUUUCUGCUGGACCAAGAUGAUAGACGGCCGAUGCGAGUACAACUUGCCCAGAUUAGCACUGAAAUCAGAGUGCUGUUGUUCGGUGGGUGUAGCCUGGGGAAGUCCUUGCGAACUCUGCGACCAUUCGGUGUGCGAAUGCUCCAAGGGUUACGCGAAAUUCGGCGGGAAGGACUGCGUGGAUGUGAACGAAUGCGAAUUGAACAGCGGUAUCUGCAAAGGUGGGGGCACGUGCGUGAACACUGACGGAUCGUAUCGUUGCGAGUGCCCGCCUGGCUUAACAUUGGAUGCAACACACACCACGUGUAUAGACACGAGACAAGAGACUUGUUAUUUGGACUAUCGACACGGACAAUGCGCGAACCCAAUAGACGGACAGUUUUCGAAGAGUCUUUGUUGCUGUUCCGUGGGUCGUGCAUGGGGCAGCGAAAGAUGCGAAUCUUGUCCGAAACCAGGCACCCACGCGCAUCAAGAACUAUGUCCAAGAGGGACUGGCUUCACGGAUAGGCAGGAUAUCAACGAAUGCAUCGAGUUCCCUGGAAUGUGCUUGAACGGAAGAUGCAAGAACACGGUCGGCAGUUUCAGUUGCAAAUGUAAUCAGGGCUUUGCGCUCGACGAACAUGGGAUUAAGUGCAAUGACAUCGACGAAUGCGAGAUUAUGCACGGAGUGUGUGGAAACGGGACCUGCAGGAACACGCCCGGCAAUUUUCAAUGCGACUGUAACCCUGGAUAUCGUAGCAGCGACAUAAUGAAAAUUUGCAUGGACAUAAACGAGUGCGAGGAGACACCAGGAUUGUGCCGAGGAGGAACCUGCAUCAACACCGAGGGCAGCUUCAAAUGUCAGUGCCCACCUGGUCACGAGCUGGGCCCUGACAAGCAGUCCUGCAAGGAUAUCGACGAGUGUUCGAGAACCAGCGGGAUCUGUUCGAACGGCGUCUGCGAGAACAUGAUGGGCACGUAUCAGUGCAUAUGCGACGAUGGUUAUCAACAAACUGGACUAAAGUCUCACUGCGAAGAUAUAAACGAAUGCGCUACCAACAACGGCGGCUGCGAGGACAUAUGCCUGAACACAGCUGGAAGUUUCUCUUGUUCGUGCAGCACUGGACUCGCGUUGAAUCUCGAUGGUCGAUCGUGCGUGGACAUUGACGAGUGCAAAGAAAACCCGCGGAUCUGCAACGGAGGAAAAUGCACCAAUGUGGCUGGUGGCUACAUAUGCACGUGCACGGACGGCUUAAUUCCUGGGAAAGAUGGUGCCUCUUGCAUAGACGUCGACGAGUGCACCACGCAGCAACACAUUUGCGGCUACGGUGAAUGUUACAACACCAUUGGUUCUUACAACUGUCGGUGCGAGGAGGGAUAUUCAGUGAAACCGGAUCAAGGCCCGGGAUGUACCGACGACGACGAAUGUCUCUUAAACGCGUACUCCUGCAGCGAAUUCGCCGAGUGUCAGAAUACGCAAGGUUCGUACGAGUGCACGUGUCACGAAGGUUUCGUGGGGAAUGGAAUUGAAUGUAGGGACAUCAAUGAAUGCUUGACGAACAAUGGAGGAUGCGAUUCUAACGCGCAGUGCAUCAACACCGAGGGAUCGUUCAAGUGCGUCUGUGAUGCUGGAUUUAGAGGCGAUGGUUAUACCUGCAAAGACAUUGACGAAUGCGCCAAUGACAAUACACUUUGCGAAAAUGGACACUGCCUCAAUUAUCCUGGAUCGUUCCGAUGCGAAUGUGAAAUGGGUUUCAUGCACCCUGACGAGAAUAACGAGCAGAUGUGCGUGGAUAUAAACGAAUGUGAAAUGUUUAGCAAUCUGUGCGUAUUCGGUCGAUGCGAGAACAUAUUCGGCAUGUUCCGUUGCGAGUGUAACGAAGGCUAUAAGUUGGACGGCUCGGGUGGAAAUUGUACAGAUAUCGACGAAUGCGAGAAUCCACAAUCUUGUCAGUAUGGCACGUGCAUAAAUACUCAAGGAAAAUACAUAUGCAAGUGUCCACCAUACUACGAGUUAGUCGAGGCUGGAAACGCCUGUGUUGACAGGCGAGAAUCGUUCUGUUUCACCGGAUUCGAACGCGGCACCGGAAAGCCGCAGUGCAUCUUCGACGUGGCCUCUUCGGUUACCAAAGCGACAUGUUGCUGCAGCAUUGGCAACGCUUGGGGAAAUCGUUGCGAGGAGUGUCCUCACGUUGGCACCAAAGAAUUCGAAGAAUUAUGCCCCGGUGGUACCGGGUACAAACCUAAUCAAGAGACUGUUAUUUUGGAGGACAUCAACGAAUGCGAGGAGCACGAGAACAUUUGUCAAAAUGGCCACUGUACUAAUACAUUUGGUAGUUUUAUGUGCUCCUGUAACGAGGGUUUCAUUUUGGACGACACUAAAACCAACUGCAUAGAUAUAAACGAGUGUGCUUUGCAUCCGCAAAUAUGCGGAGUGGGAUACUGCAUCAACGAUCAGGGGAAAUAUCACUGCGAGUGUCCAGAAGGAUAUAUGGCGAUGCCAGGUGGAAAGGAAUGCGUCGACAUGAGAAAGGAAUCGUGCUAUCUCAGUUACGAGGGGGGUCAAUGUUUCAACCCCAUGAUGCAUCCACAAACGAAAAUGUUAUGUUGCUGUUCUAUGGGAGCCGCGUGGGGUAGCCCUUGCGAGAAGUGUCCAGCUGAGAGAACUCGCGAGCAUGAAAUUCUCUGCGGCAUGGUACCCGGCCAAAUAAUGAAUCCCAUAACAAAUCACACGGAGGAAAUCGACGAAUGCGCCCUUAUGCCAACGAUGUGUACUCACGGUCGUUGUAUGAACACUCCUGGCAGCUUCGAAUGCCAAUGCGAUCGAGGAUACGUGUACGAUCAAGAUUCGCAUCAGUGUAUCGAUGAAAAUGAAUGUUUGCAGGUUCCAAAUCCUUGCAGUGGCAACGCGCAAUGCAUAAACAAGCAAGGUUACUUUGAAUGCGUCUGCCCAGCAGGAUACAAAUUAGGGCUGAGUCAACGAGACUGCGUGGAUAUCGACGAGUGUUACGAACGGCCGGGAAUUUGCAACAACGGCGCCUGCAACAACUUGCAGGGCAGCUUCCAAUGCGUCUGCCAUUCUGGUUUCGCGUUAACGAGAGACAGAGACAACUGCGUGGACAUCGACGAGUGUCAACGCAACCCGAACGUCUGCAACAAUGGAACCUGCGUAAAUAUACUUGGGUCGUACAAGUGCAUCUGUUACCAAGGAUUCAAGCUCAGCCCCAACAACGAUUGCGCUGACAUCGACGAGUGUCGCAUCAUGCCGUUCCUCUGUCGAAAUGGAAGAUGUCGGAACACGAUUGGCGCUUUCAAUUGCGAAUGUGCGGACGGCUACGUGUUGGCUCAAGACGGCCAACAUUGCAGAGACAUCGACGAGUGUCGCGAAAUUCCAGGGCUCUGUCCAUCGCCAGGAAAGUGUCAGAACUUAAUGGGAUCUUACAUCUGUACUUGUCCCCCGGGUUACGAGUUGGACCACACGAAAAAGAAGUGCGUCGACGUGGAUGAAUGCGAGGAGACGCAAGGAAUCUGCGAGAAUGGUCGCUGCAUCAACACGGAUGGCGGAGUGAUUUGCGAGUGUCCUGUCGGUUACAGACUGAGUGACAAACCAAAUUCGAUGCGGUGCAUCGAUGUUAGGGAAGAUCUCUGUUACGAUCGAUACAUAAGGCACUUGGGUGGACGAUGUUCCCUUCCUCGAGCCGGCACCAUAACGAAGAAACACUGCUGCUGCACUAUGGGAAAAGCGUGGGGGAAAUAUUGCGAGCAGUGUCCUCCGGAAGAGAGCGAGGAAUUCAAGAGGCUGUGUCCGGAGGGGCCAGGCAGAGACGAUAUAGGGAUCGACUUGAACGAGUGUCUCAUCAUGCCAGACGCCUGUGCUAAUGGCGACUGUAUCAACACUGAUGGCUCUUUCCGGUGCGAAUGUCCCUCUGGAUACGUAUUGGACGCGACUGGUAGACGUUGCGUGGACAACAACGAAUGCUUGUCCCAACAAAACAUAUGUGGCAACGGAACAUGCACGAAUAUCGAAGGUGGUUUCGAGUGUUCUUGCAACGAAGGAUUCACCCCUGGAGUGAAUCAAAUUUGCGAGGACGUGAACGAGUGCCUGGAGAUCGGCAACCAAUGCGCCUUCCGGUGUCAUAAUGCGCCUGGUUCCUUCAGAUGCAUUUGCCCCUACGGCUACACCUUGGCUCCCGAUGGACGACAUUGUAUAGACGUGGACGAGUGCGCAACACCAGCGAACAAUUGCAAAUAUCAAUGCAAGAAUCUUAUUGGUUCGUUCAUGUGCAUCUGUCCACCUGGAUACCAACAAAUCGGUAUGACAGACGAAUGCAAAGAUAUCGACGAAUGCGCAAUUAAUUCGGGCCUUUGCCGAAAUGGUCGAUGCGUCAAUCUGGAUGGUAGUUAUCAAUGUCUUUGCUAUGAUGGCUUCGAACAGAGUCCUGACGGAAAGUCUUGCAUAGAUCGUAGAAUAGGCUAUUGUUUCUUGCAAACGAUCGCUGGAAGAUGCACGACGAGAGCUUCCGACGUGAAGACAGUAACAAAAGCGGACUGUUGUUGCACAAUGGGCGCGGCCUGGGGCCCAUAUUGCGAGAUUUGUCCUUCGAAAGACUCUGACAACUACAACGAGCUCUGUUUAGACAAAGGUUUCUCCGUAGAUGGCCAAGACAUUGACGAAUGCAGAACGAUUCCUGACCUGUGCAAAAACGGUUUGUGUAUCAACACGCUUGGUUCUUAUAGAUGUGUCUGCAAUAAGGGUUACAAGGCGGAUAAGUCUGGGACUCAAUGCGUUGGCAAGUAUUCGCACAUAAACGAGUGCGAGCUGACGCCAAGGCCGUGCAAAUAUAAUUGUCAGAACACAGAGGGAAGUUUCAUCUGUUCAUGCCCGGCCGGUUUCAUCUUAAAUCCCGAUGGCGUCAGUUGCCGAGAUCUGGACGAAUGCGCGACUGGAAAUCACCUGUGCCAGCAAAAUUGCAUUAACACUCAGGGUAGUUACACUUGCGGCUGUCAAGAAGGUUACACGCAAGACGGUGAUGCCUGUCACGAUAUAAACGAGUGCGACCAGCCUGGAACUUGCCCUAAACCGGGCACUUGCGUCAAUACUCUUGGCAGUUUCCGGUGUAUCUGUCCGAGAGGAUUCAAGCUUGAUCAAUCGGGUCGAUUCUGCAUCGAUCAGAACGAGUGUGCCGACGACAACACCUGCGAGCACGGUUGUCAGAAUUUUAUGGGAAGCUAUCGCUGCGGAUGUCCCGAAGGAUUUGUUCAACAUCUUUAUUACAAUCAGUGUAUCGACGAGAACGAAUGCAACACGUCACCGUGCGGAGACAGCACUUGCAUCAACACGAUUGGCAGCUACAAAUGCGGCUGCCCGGAUGGUUACCAGUUCGACAAUAAUUUGCAAAUUUGCGUUCAGGUGAGCGCUGGAUGCAUUGGAAGCCCUUGCGCCUUCGGAUGCACUCCUAAUGGAGUAAACGGCUUCAUCUGUGGGUGUCCCACUGGAUAUCAACGAAUUGGACAGGGUCAUUGUUUGUCAACUAUAAACCCACUGUCGCAAGGGCAGUACGGCGAGGACAUCAGCAAUGCGCCCACUUUCGUGAUAAAUCCAGAUCCUUAUCACAUACCGCCUGCAGACGAUAAAACGAUAUCGACGGAAGGUUGCUUCUCUUGCAAGGUUAACGGCAAAGGACGACACAGGAGACACUCGCGAUUGAAAUCGGUGGACCGAGAACUGACCGCGCGAAGGAACGAAAUUAUGAAGAGACGAUUCGUCAGAUCGGCGAGGAGGCAUCAUCACGGCGAGGAACACGUUCUUAAGAUCAGUCUGCGACAAACGAGGCAUCGAAUGAGAAUCGUUAAACUGCAGCCGGCCGUUAAGGACGAAGAUAUGGAAUACACGAUAGUGAAAGGUAACAGCGACAAUCACUUCGAGAUCGUGAACGAACAGGGAAUAUGGGCGCUCCACUUCCGCAGCCGAUUAAAGGAACCUGAUCAGUUCCGGUUGGUAAUUCACGGACGUCCAAGGAACGGUAUCAGCGAAGAGAACGAGGUCUGGGAAAGGCCUCUGACGUUCAAAGUACACUUAAUAGUAACCGAGUAAAAGAUCUUAGGAAAACCGACGUUGCUCGAUGUUUCGG
Molecule: messenger RNA, 9633 nt
Organism: Heterotrigona itama
Lineage: Eukaryota; Metazoa; Arthropoda; Insecta; Hymenoptera; Apidae
Source: the annotation of a GenBank genome assembly